UCUACAUGUAGAAAAUACACUACUACAGAAAGGCAAGAAAUAUAUGUUUUAAAAUGCAGAAUGAACAGAGUCUUAAAGAAGAACUUCAACAUAGGCACUAUCUUCUUCUUAGUGAACUUCAAAAUAUGGCUCGUGAGCUGCCGGGGAAGUUUCAGCAAAGAUUGCCAUAUGACCUGCUGUCAGCUUUGGCCAGUGCCCUGCUGGACGGGACAGCAUUUGAAAUAGUGAAGGGCCUGGAGGAGGUGCAGCACUUGGAAGAAAAGAGCUUGUUCACCCAGAGACAGAAGAUGAUAAAUGACCACAGGUCUCAGAGGCAUGAAAUGAGUAAAAAGCACAAGGAGUUAUUAAUGGAGAAUCAGAAUAAACCUCACAACCUUCCAUUGGUAGAAGCACAGGUUGAAAGAGAGUUAGAGACAAUGGAGCGCAGGUGUGAAGAAGAGAUGAAGCGGAGGGAUGCCAAGAUAAUUCUAGAGCUGGACCAAAAACUGAUGGACCAGCAGAGCAUGCUUGAAAAAGCUGGAGUGCCAGGUUUUUUUGUCACCAACAACAGACAGGAUGUUCGACUACAAAUGUACCUGCUAGAGUUCAUUACCAGACUGGCUUCUAAAGAGAGAUAACAUAGAGAUAUGUUAUAGUUAUGCUAGAUUUAUUUAGUAUCCAUCUCUCAGAACAAGUUGUGUUCCUGGAUAACAUCUAAUAUUUACAUAGCAGCCUGUUUUCAUGCUGGAUUUUGUAAGGCUUCACAGAAGCCAAUUUUCAUGCAGGAUGUUUUAAUGUUUAACAAAAGCUUGAUUUCAUUCAGGAUGUAAUGUUUAACAGAAGCUUGAUUUCAUGUUGGACUUUGUAAAGCAUUGUGCUGGAACCUAUUUACCAGCUUGUUACUUUCUUUAUCAAGUCAAUGACUUCAUCAGUGGUGCUAUUCACUGACAGAUUAAACUCCAGUAAGGCAAACUAUCAAAGGCUAUAGUUACAUCAAUAAUUGACCUUAACUGCAGUCAAUCUGCAAGCUAUGGGCAUGUAGGUGUGACAAAUGCAAUAACAUGUUCAGGUCUUAUUACAGGAAACAAAAGUUUAAUCCAGUAUUACAAAUAUUCAUCAUUGAUGAGAUGGUAUGUAUCUCCCAGCCUACAUUUAGACAAGUGGAAAUCUCAUGUAUCUCAGUCUCUACAUAAUGACUAAGUGGUAAGGCACUAUUGACUUAUGUACACUGUUGACACGCCAUGUUAUAAAAUGUUUGUCACAAAUGAAAAUGUGUUGGUCAAUAAUAUAGAUGUGACCGUCCACAUUGGUUGGGCUGUUUUUGCCCCUGGCUAUUUUAAGACAACCCCAGCUAAACAAGUGUAGUGUCUCAAUUUUAGAUUUUAGUAAAUUCUUAUCAUUCAUUUUUAUUGGCAAUCUUUUGUGCUAGGAUUUGUUUUUUAAAACUAAAUGAGUUAAUUCAUUUGCUUUUGAAAGUAUAUAUAUAUAAGUAUAUUUAUUUAUAGAUAUAUAUAGGCCUAUAUAUAUUUAUAUAAUAGUCAGAAAUGGCAAUACAAUUUCUUGGCUUGAUGCUGAAGUGAAUUUAGAACAUAAUGGUGUGUAAAUCUAUUAACAAGGAAAAAAAUGGAGCUGAAGUAGUAUGGUUCUGUAAAAGCUAUAUAUAGAUAAAAAUAAAUAUAUUAUGUAGGCCUAUGUAGGUAUCUAUAUUUUUGUGUGUAUAUAUGUAUAUAUAUAUAUAUAUAAUUAUAUAUAUGAUUGAUAAAGUCUACAAUUUAUUUAUAUGAAUAAAUUGACAUAAAUGGUGCUUUAAAUAAUUAAACGACUAAACAUGGCCAAAAUUGCGGUGAGUAUCGUGUAAACAUUCCACGUUUAGAAAUUUAAACUGCUUUCACUCAGUUUUAUUCCUUAUUCACUUAGCUAAAUGUGUGUUCAUGUUGUAUUUUUUGUUAGUUGCCUCAUGUUUGAAUUUUCCAUUUUAGUAAAAUGUUAUUGUGUUAUGUCCUUUUAACAUCAACUGAUGAUUCUCUUUUUUUACAUUGUCUGAUUAUUAUCUUUCACAUAGA
Molecule: messenger RNA, 2042 nt
Organism: Physella acuta
Lineage: Eukaryota; Metazoa; Mollusca; Gastropoda; Physidae
Product: protein DGCR6
Source: RefSeq, a predicted model, not a curated record